Molecule: messenger RNA, 1508 nt
Organism: Rhinichthys klamathensis goyatoka
Lineage: Eukaryota; Metazoa; Chordata; Actinopteri; Cypriniformes; Leuciscidae
Gene: lpxn
Product: leupaxin
Exons: 9
Coding region: 56-1375 (439 amino acids)
Biological process (GO): actin cytoskeleton organization; muscle structure development
Cellular component (GO): adherens junction; Z disc; stress fiber
Molecular function (GO): actin binding; muscle alpha-actinin binding
Source: RefSeq, a predicted model, not a curated record
CAAAAAGGAAGCAACAUCAGUUUCACAUGUGAGAUUGAGCUCAACCCACAGCUGCAUGUAUCAGAUCACCCUACCACACAUGCUCACUGGGAACACGAAACGUGCGCUGCUUACCUCUCAUCUCAAGCCUCAGACCACCAUGGAUGAACUCGACAUGCUUCUAGAGCAGUUGGCUCAGAACUCCACCCAGACUUCAAGUGUUCCUGCACCCAUUCCACCCAAAACUCUCUCACUGGAAGCUUCCGUUAAACGCAACAACACAAAUCAGCUUGAACAAACUGAAUCCUCAUGUCUUGUUGCUGGUCCAGGAAAGACAUUUGAUAAUGCCUACAGCAUGCUUCCAGCCCCUGUGGAGGCAGGAGUGAUGAGUCCCGGCACAGCUACACGAGAGCUAGACUCCAUCAUGAAUGAGCUGUUGGGACUCGGUCUGGAGGUUUCAGAACCAAUUCCUACAUCAAGCCCUCCUCCAGUGGCUCGCAAGUCAGUAAAGGACAAAAAAACGGAGGAAACUAAAGAAAGUGAUAGUGGAAGUCAGGAAGAGGAUAAGAAACCACAGCAUCCUCCCCCGUCAGAAAAAGUAUCCAAGAGUGUGGAUGCUAUAGACGACUUGCUGGGCUCUCUCAGCUCGGACAUGGAGAAAAUGGGGGUCCGCACAGCUGCCAAAGGCCAUUGUGCUUCUUGUGGCAAGUGUAUAGCUGGGAAGAUGAUCACAGCUUUGGGUCAGGCGUGGCACCCAGAACACUUUGUGUGUACGACAUGCAGGGAAGAACUCGGGAGCAGUGGUUUCUUUGAGAGAGACGGGAAGCCGUACUGUGAAAAAGACUACCAGAACCUCUAUUCCCCUCGCUGCGCUUACUGCAAGGGUCCUAUUACACAGAACAUUCUAACAGCGAUGGAUCAAACAUGGCACCCAGAACAUUUUUUCUGCUCCCACUGUGGGGAUCUAUUUGGACCUGAUGGGUAUAUGGAGAGAGAUGGUAAACCAUAUUGCUCUAGGGAUUUCUACCGCCUCUUUGCACCCAAAUGCUCCGGCUGUGGAGAGCCAGUGAAGGAUAACUAUCUGUCCGCAGCCAAUGGAACCUGGCACCCCGACUGCUUUGUAUGUGCGGACUGUCUGAAGCCUUUUACAGACGGUUGCUUUCUUGAGUUGAACGGUCGGCCCCUCUGUUCCCUGCACUAUCACUCUAGACAGGGCACUCUGUGUGGGACCUGCGGAGAGCCCAUCUCAGGUCGCUGCAUCUCUGCUCUGGACCGCAAGUUUCACCCCGACCACUUUGUGUGUGCGUUCUGCCUUCGGCAGCUGAGUCAGGGGGUGUUUAAGGAGCAGGGAGGGAAGCCAUAUUGUUCAGUAUGCCACACAAAACUCUUUGUCUGAAAGAGGUGACUUUCCUCAAGGAAAAUGAAGGUUUUUAAACAGUGGUUAAAACUUUUUGACUCUAAGGCCCUCCAUUGUCCAACACAAGAUUUAAAAGCCCCCACCCCUAGUCUAAGUUUUGUAUCUGGUAUUA